Molecule: messenger RNA, 4775 nt
Organism: Monopterus albus (swamp eel)
Lineage: Eukaryota; Metazoa; Chordata; Actinopteri; Synbranchiformes; Synbranchidae
Gene: vav2
Product: vav 2 guanine nucleotide exchange factor
Exons: 30
Coding region: 676-3321 (881 amino acids)
Biological process (GO): regulation of GTPase activity; cell migration; intracellular signal transduction
Cellular component (GO): cytoplasm
Molecular function (GO): protein binding; guanyl-nucleotide exchange factor activity
Source: RefSeq, a predicted model, not a curated record
UUUGUGGAAAUAGGGGCAUCCUAGUGCUAUAGACGGACUGGUCUGUGUAUUACCUCUUUUUCAUAAUCUUUUGCCUUGGAAACUACUGGAAGUUCUCUUUGUGACGUUUAACUUGUGAGGAAACGCUAAAUGCAAAUGUGGUUGGUGACCCCGGACUUUUGCUUCAGUAACUAAACAGACCUGAAAUGCUGUUUUUCCACAUUCUGUAGUAGGCUGUGCUGGUUGGUUCAAAUGUGAGACACUAGUGAAGUCGAUAUAUGACAAACCGCUGCACCCAGCGGUUUUAUUUCACCUUUGUUUCACGCAUUUUGGUUAGGAUAUGCUGAGGAAACUUUUUAAGGAUGAAGAGAAGAAAAUCCCCGUAGCACGUUUCUGUUUUGUGGUUACAUCUGCUGAACAUAAUCAGUUGAAGCGGUGUUAUUGUUUUAGCCCUUUUCAAGCGUUCAUCUUUACAUGUUCAGAAGACAGUAGAGCUGACAUGCGUUUGGAAUGGAGAUAUAGUGCGGUGACCGACAACAGUUAACACAAAGUAGUGAAAUUGCCAGAUUUUCGAGCGGAUAUUGAAUGAUUAAGGCAUCAGGGAACCGACCGUAGUACCUGUUUGUGCGCCGUGAAACGCCGCUUUUGGCUCGCUGUGGACUCGGUUACUUUGUGAAGGGAGUCUCCGGAGUCGAUAUGGAGGAGUGGAGACAAUGCGGGCGGUGGUUGAUAGACUGCAAGGUCUUGCCUCCGAACCACAGGGUCGUGUGGCCCUCGGCGGUCGUGUUCGACUUGGCACAAGCCCUGCGAGACGGAGUGCUUCUGUGCCAGAUGUUACACAACCUCUCGCCAGGAUCAGUGGACCUGAAGGAGAUCAAUUUCAGGCCCCAGAUGUCACAGUUCCUGUGUCUGAAGAACAUCCGGACAUUUCUCAAGGUGUGCCACGACAAGUUCAGCCUGCGCAACAGUGAGCUGUUUGACCCGUUUGACCUCUUUGACGUCAGGGACUUUGGCAAGGUAAUCUCUGCUCUGUCAAGGAUUUCCCACCACAGCAUUGCACAAAUCAAAGGCAUCAGGCCCUUUCCUUCGGAGGACACAGCUCUGAAUGAGGAUGAUGUGUACCGGAGCCUUGAAGAGCUGGCAGAUGAACAUGACUUGGGUGAGGAUGACAUCUAUGACUGUGUGCCAUGUGAGGACGAUGGGGAUGACAUCUAUGAGGACAUCAUUAAGGUGGAAGUACGACAACCCAUGAUCAGAUACAUGCAGAAAAUGGGUAUGACAGAAGAUGACAAGAGAAAUUGCUGCUUAGUGGAGAUCCAGGAGACCGAAGCAAAGUACUACAAGACUUUAGAGGACAUUGAGAAGAAUUACAUGAUUCCAUUGAAGCAAGUCUUAAGUCCACAGGACAUGGAAGCUAUCUUUGUCAACCUUGAGGAUGUAAUCAAAGUCCACUUUGCCCUCCUGCGAGCCAUCGACCUGAAUAUAGUCAGUGGAGGAAGUGGCUUGGGAAAGAUCUUCCUUGACUUCAAAGAAAGGUUGUUGAUCUAUGGCCAGUACUGCAGUCACAUGGAAAAUGCCCAGAAGACACUGGAAGAGCUAAUAGCAACACGAGAGGAUGUCAAGGUUAAAGUAGAGGAAUGUACUAUGAAGGUGCAGGAAGGGAAGUUCAAGCUGCAGGAUCUUCUUGUUGUUCCCAUGCAGAGGGUGCUGAAGUAUCACCUACUACUGAAGGAACUUUUAAGUCAUUCAACUGAUCGACCAGAGAGACAACAGCUCAAAGAGGCACUGGAAGCGAUGCAGGACCUGGCCAUGUACAUCAAUGAAGUCAAGAGGGACAAUGAGACACUGAAGAAAAUCAGCGAAUUCCAAAGUUCAAUAGAAAAUCUUCAGCAGGUAAAACUGGAGGAGUACGGGAGGCCAAAGAUAGACGGAGAGCUGAAGGUGUGCUCCAUUGUCAACCGAACAAAACAGGACAGGUAUAUAUUCCUGUUUGAUAAAGUGGUCAUUGUCUGCAAAAGGAAAGGCUACAGCUAUGAGCUUAAGGAGAUUAUUGAACUGCAGUCAUAUAAAAUGUCGGACGACCCCAUGAACAACAGAGACAUGAAAAAGUCAAGUGGAAAAAUGUGGUCCUACGGUUUCUACCUGAUCCAUCUGCAAGGGAAGCAGGGCUUCCAGUUCUUUUGUAAAACCGAGGAGACAAAGCGGAAGUGGAUGGAGCAGUUUGAAAUGGCCAUGUCCAACAUCAAGCCAGAGAGAGCCACAGCCAACCAGCAUAACUUCGAAAUGCACACGUUUGAUAAGAAUACCAACUGUCGAGCCUGCAAGAUGCUCUUGAGGGGCAUCUUCUAUCAGGGCUACUACUGCGCUCGCUGUGGAACAGGAGCACACAAAGAGUGUCUGGAAGUGAUCACCAUCUGUAAAAUCAAUCCUCAUGACUUGGAACCUGGAAUGUCAUCAGGUCCCAAGAUGGUGGCAGUGAGGAACUACCACGGCACACCAGCACCUCCGGGGAAAACGCCGCUCUGCUUUCAAACAGGAGAUUUUAUUGAGCUGCUGAAGGGAGAUCCAGAUACCACGUGGUGGGAGGGAAAGCUGAUUCAAACACAAAAAAGUGGCUUCUUCCCCAGUUCGUGUGUAAAGCCCUGUUUGGACCCAAAGCCCUUCCAGUCAUUAUCCAGCCGGCAGUCUUCAAGGGAAGCAGACUACUAUGGGUAUCCUUGGUUUGCAGGGAACAUGGAGCGCCAGCAGGCCGACAACCUCUUGAAAUCCCACAGCAGUGGGACCUACCUUAUCAGAGAGAGGACAGCUGAGGCAGAGAGGUUCGCCAUCAGCAUCAAAUUCAAUGAUGAAGUAAAACACAUCAAAGUCAUUGAAAAAGACAACUGGAUUCACAUUACUGAGGCCAAGAAGUUUGAGAGUCUUUUGGAGCUGGUGGAGUAUUACCAGUCCCAUUCUCUGAAAGAAAGCUUCAAGUUAUUAGAUACCCCAUUGCGAUACCCCUACAAGUCCAGAGAACGCUCGCUACCAAGGACCAGUACACGAUCACCAGCAGCCACCUGCGCCUCCUACAACUUCUCCUUCCUCAGUCCGCAGGGCCUCAACUUCUCGUCCUCUCAGAGCUCAGCUCCCUUUUGGUCAGUGUUUACUCCUCGGGUGGUCAGUACAGCAGUGGCCAGGUAUAACUUUGCAGCGCGAGACAUGAGGGAGCUGUCACUGCGAGAAGGAGACAUUGUCAAAAUCUACAGCAAGAUCGGCGGAGACCAGGGUUGGUGGAAAGGAGAGGCCAACGGACGAAUUGGAUGGUUUCCUUCAACCUACGUGGAUGAAGAAGGAGUGCAGUAAGGCUUGGAUGUUUGUUGGCCUGGCUCCCUUUAAAUGAGGAAGCCUCUUCUAUCUACUGUUCUCAGAGAAUUUUGCAAACAGGACAAGGGAAAAAAAUAACUUUUUUUUUUUCUGGAUACUCAUUUUUCAGAGAUUGUUUCUGGCCUGUUUCUCUGCCCUCAAUUAUGCAUCAGCUUUGCUUUUGUUUGGAAUUUUUUUCCUCCCCAGGAUGACCUGUUUAAUUUCUGUACAGGAAAGAAGAAAUACCUGGCUUGGUGUCUGCCAGCGUCUCUGUGCUCUGCAGAGGCUUUAACUGAACUGAGAAUCAAAAACUGACUGUGGAUAGUUUUACUUUGAAAAUGGCUUCCCUUUGUUGCAGGUCUAUGUGAGGUGAAAUAACUGUACAGUAUAGAUAAUUUAUUGAAUAGAGAUUAUUAUCAUUACAAAUGAUUAUUGUGGGGGAAGGUGAUUUUAGAAACAGCAAAUAAUCAGAUGAGAAAAACUAGAAUAAAAAAAAAACAAUGCUAUGAUUUCAGGUUGAGAGAAUUUGCCUUAGUUUUCAUGGUGAUGCCUUGUGGGCUGACACCAAUGGAGGGAAUCGACUUUGUUGACUAGUUUUACUUCUCCGUGUAUGCAUGUGCCCAUGUGUGGCCCACAAGAACACACACACACAGACCAAUGUACAGUAUGGUGCCUUUGAAUCAUGGUGGUUGCUUACUGAACCUUAACAUCAACCAGUAAAGAACACAGCCAUCCCCCAAAGAAAGUUCACACAUCCAGAGGACUUAACUAAAGCAGGGGAGAGGCACUUAUACAAUAUCGCCUUCAGAGUCCUCAAAAGCAAGAUGGAGAAGCAUUUAACGCAUCCUAACUGGAAACUGGAUGGACCCUCAGUUGGAGGGAUUUUAUAACAUCUCAUACACAGUUCACUUCAGUCUUGGCAUGACAAGUCUAUGGGUGCAAUCAGCCGGAUGCAAAAUGGAAACAAAGACAUUCACCAACUACUUCACACUUCUAAAUCUCAGUUUUUUUUAAAAGCCAAAUUCAUGUUCUAAUGUCUGUAUGGAGUUUGAUUGAUAUGAUUUUUGCACCUUGCCUUACUUUUACAGACGAACAGGUGGCAGGAUUUACUUUUCCUCCCUCAAUGUCAAACAUUUUACAUGUGUGAAAUCCAUUUUGGUGCUGUGCAGACUAAAAUUAAAUAGUGUCAGAACUGUUUUAAUUUGAAGGAAAGUGUUUGCUCUAAUGAACAAAAAUACUCGAAAGGAGCCUUUAAUUGCUUUGUGAUUUUCUAGGGGCGCAGUGCUCAGUGUUUCCAUUUACCUCCAGUGUUAUUUCUACUGCCAUUAGUACCUCUAUACCGAUCUGCUAGACCGUAGCGAGUUGGCAUACAGGUACAUCCUUCAUCAGUUUGUUUUCUACUGAGAGCAUGAAUGUAUCGUACUUUCUAAUUAAAGAUUCUGAUGUUUACUGAA